Caretta caretta (loggerhead turtle) is the source of this 1991-nucleotide messenger RNA. Its product is annotated as inhibin beta C chain-like. Lineage: Eukaryota; Metazoa; Chordata; Testudines; Cheloniidae. Gene Ontology annotation, molecular function: cytokine activity; hormone activity; growth factor activity. Gene Ontology annotation, cellular component: extracellular region. The record is from RefSeq and is a predicted model, not a curated record.
GGCCUUGCCCUGUUCGAGGAAAUCAGCUUGCUGGCUCCCGAUGCUCUUUGCCUGUGGGGAUCAGAAGGAGAUGGCCACCGUGCAAGCCCUCCUGCUUUUAAUGCUCAUCGGAAUAGCCGAGCCCGGGGCAGGUCGAUGCCCUGCCUGCGAGAUGGCAGCCCUGGACCCAGAGGUGCAGAAGUCGUUCCUCAUUGAGCUAGCAAAGCAGAGGAUUCUUUCCAAGCUGCAUUUGAAGGAGCAACCCAAUGUGACCCAGCCGGUCUCCAGCGCUGGCCUCCUGACAGCUCUGGCGAGGCUACGUGUCAGGAGCACGAACCCGAGCAUCACGUUGGAGAUGCCAAGCCGGAGCCCCAAGACUGAUGUGCAAGAGUAUGAGAUUCUCAGCUUUGCUGAGCCAGGGCCCUCCGCUCCCAACAGGACGUGUCUGCACUUCCACUUCACCCAGGAUGCCGGCAGAAGCGUGCAAAUCCUCCACGCCAACAUGUACGUGUUCCUGGCAGCCCCCGGCAGCCCCGGGCGCAGGCUCACGGCGAAGCUGCUGUUGUCCGAGCCGGGCGAUGCAAACCCGACGCUGGUUGGCAGGAGGCCACUGGAGGUGAAGCGGGGAGGCUGGGCCGCGGUGGAGGUGAGGGCAGCUGUCCAGAGCUUCUUCAGCAGAGGCGGCCAGAGGCUAACGGCAGAGCUGGAGCUUGAAGGAAGCCUGGAGCCUGCCCUGCUUCUCAGCAACAGCGAGUCUCACCGGCCGUUCAUGGUGGCCACGGCCCGGGCCAGUCCCCGACACCGGAUUCGCCGCCGGGCCAUCGAGUGCAAUAGCAAGUCCCGGACAUGCUGCAGGAAGCAGUUCUUCGUUGACUUCAAGGAGAUCGGCUGGGAGGGCUGGAUCAUCCAGCCGGAGGGCUACCACAUGAACUACUGCACGGGGCAGUGCCCCAUGCACGUGGCCAGCAUGCCCGGCCUGGCCUCCUCCUUCCACACAGCCAUCCUGAAUCUCAUGAAGGCCAACGACGCGCACGCCACCGUCAGCUCCUGCUGCGUCCCCACGAGCCGCCGGCCCCUCUCCCUGCUCUACUACAACCAGGACAGCAACGUCAUCAAGACCGACAUCCCCGACAUGAUCGUGGACGCCUGCGGCUGCACCUAACCCUCUGCCCAGCGCACACACAGCUGCCUUUGCACUGAGCGAGUCUUCCCUCGAACCGGGACUGGACAGAGAUUCCCCCGCCGAGGUCCUGUUCCCACUGGUCCUGCUGUUGGAAUUCACGUCCUUCACAUACGGGACUGAUUGUGCUGGUGAACCGUGCCGUGUCAAGUCUCUCCGGAGGACAGAUACAGCAAUCUCACCCCCCAUCCAACGGCCUCCCUCCACCCUUCCCCAGGGAAGAGGAGAGAGCUCUGAGUGGACGCCAGCCAGGGGCCCUUUGCAGCCAUGGGUUCUGCAAUGUGAAGACCCGCCCUGUAGGGAAUUUGGACCAAGCCCCCCUGUCCUCAGAGACCGCCGUGGGGGGAAUGCCGGGCAGGGUCAGAGAGGAGCUCAGUGCUGCCUAGACAAAUUCAGACGGGAGGAAAGCAGGCGUAAAUUCUUGAUGGGGCGAGUAACAAGCCACUGGCACAAUUUGCCGAGGGCCGUGGCAGAUUUGCCAUUUUGAAAUGGGGACUGGAUGAUUUUCCAAAAGUUUGCUCUAGGAACGAUGGGUAGGGAUGCUAUCCAGGGGCUCAGAUGAGACGGUCACAAGGGGCCCUUCUGGCCUUGGGAUCUCUGAUCUGUGGCUGAGUGGGGCAGGGAACAGAGGGCCACACCACGUCGCUUGGCACUGAAUCAGAGCUGCAGCCUGGGAUGCCAGCUGGCGUGCACCGAGUCCUGUGGAACCAGGAGAGCGCUCUGGGGUGAGGGGUGAGCUGGUCCUGACGGGAGGGACACAGCCCGGCUUCUCUGUCCGUAAGGCGCCCGCAGCCCUUUAAGAUAUCUGUUCCUCCCGCCCUGAGCAGCCUCU